Molecule: messenger RNA, 219 nt
Organism: Botrytis deweyae
Lineage: Eukaryota; Fungi; Ascomycota; Leotiomycetes; Helotiales; Sclerotiniaceae
Exons: 1
Coding region: 1-219 (72 amino acids)
Source: RefSeq, a predicted model, not a curated record
AUGCUUGUUCUCGAAAAGAAGCCCCUCAUUUUAGCCACAGGUCUUGCUACCAUUAACUAUAUCUGCAAGCCGUACGAGUUUGUAGGCACCUCAUUUGGUGAUAAAACAAAGGCUUAUCGUUUCUCCCGCUCUCUCGCUCAUGUCGUCAAAACUCUUUCCGACGAUAAUCCGCCGAAACGAAGCAAGGUUAUUCUGCUUUAUGGCUGGCUACUCGUUUAA